AUAUUGAAUGGCGGUCAACAAAGCUCACCCGCAUCAAUUGGAAUAAAGUUAUUUAUGGCCAAGCGACUCCUGCAACCGACCAAACGUCAGAAGCUACUUGAGAAGCGGAAGCGACACAGGGAGCUCUUUAACAAUCUGUACGAAGCAGCUGGCGGUGGCCCGCAAGCUACGGCAUUCUAUGACAAAUUGGUGGCUGCCAAGGAAGCUCAAAUGAAGGCCAACAAGUUGGUGCUUGAAAGUUUACCCGAGGAAGUGAUAGAGAAGUUGGAAGGUUUCCCACCGGGUGCCUAUGUUCGACUUAUGUUCAAGGGCAUGCCCUAUCAAUUUAUCGAACGCUUUAAUCCCAAUCAACCCCUGGUGGCCGGCGGCAUCCCGAGUGCGGAGGAAUCAAAUGGCUUCAUACAAAUCCGUUUUCGAACACAUCGAUGGCUCAAGCACGUGCUCCGUUCAAACGAUCCCGCCACUGUUUCGAUUGGUUGGCGCCGUUAUCAAACUGUGUGCGUAUUUUCCAAAGAAGAGCAUAAUUUACGCAACCGGUAUCUAAAAUAUUCGCUUCCACACGAACACUGUUUGGCAACUUUGUAUGGUCCAUUAGUCCCGGCCAAGACCGGUGUAGUGUUCUUUGUGAACUCCGCUUGGCGUCCACCUAGUGAUACCACAGAAGGACUUAUCAAAGCGGCUCUGACGAACCCAUCGGUUUCUCAACCGGGUGAUUUCCGCGCCACAUUUGAAGCUCCUAUUCGCAAAUCAGAUCUAGUGUUCCUCAGAACUUUCGUCGCCGUAGAGUUACCCAAAUACUGCAACCCCGUGCCUAAUCGCCUUUGUCCAAUCGACGGUGAUGGAGACACACAAGGCCAAGGUUGGCGCUUAUUGCGUACCCUUACUGAACUGCGGCGUGAGAAGGGCAUAAAGGCACCGUCCAACUCCGAUUCCGUGUAUAAGGAUAUUCAUCGCCCCGUGCAUGUCCCUACUCCGCUAUACGUAUCGACUAAACUAGUCGCACAGUUGCCUUUUGCACAGAAGCCAAAACCCACACGUCGUGAGGCUCGUGCUAUGGUGGGCGGUGAUCCAGUUCGUGCAGCCCUGUUCACCGAGUUGCCGGCACCUGUUCGGUCAGUCAGUGAUCAUCCAGAAGGCGAAACGCGCGCGGAUCUGCUCGAUCGUUUGCGCCAGUUGCACGCGGACUUCAAAGAACGACAACGGAAGAAAAUGGCACAGAGAGUAGGCAAACACAAGAAACAAAUUAGCAAAGCAGAAGCUCAAAAAGCGGCCAAUUUACGAAAGAAAAGAAAAGAUUAUUUUGCAAAACAUGGGAAGAAAGCAGAUAAAAAUAAAUCAGACUGA
Molecule: messenger RNA, 1344 nt
Organism: Echinostoma caproni
Lineage: Eukaryota; Metazoa; Platyhelminthes; Trematoda; Plagiorchiida; Echinostomatidae
Source: the annotation of a GenBank genome assembly